This is a messenger RNA of Chaetomium strumarium, 2239 nucleotides long. RefSeq names its product Clr5 domain-containing protein. The record is from RefSeq and is a predicted model, not a curated record. The coding region runs from base 425 to 2008 and encodes 527 amino acids. Lineage: Eukaryota; Fungi; Ascomycota; Sordariomycetes; Sordariales; Chaetomiaceae. The transcript is spliced from 3 exons.
GGAUUAACCUUAUUUUGAGACUGCUAUCCGUCUAGUAUCCCGCAUCAUCGCGUGGGAUAAAUAACAGACGACGUCACGUCGAGCGACUCCGGAUCACAUUCAAUCCAGGCUUUCGGAUCUUGCCGCCUCAUCGGAUGUGGGCCGUCAUGCAUGGACUUUCCGUGGCCCCACCGUAAGCCAAGACAACCGUAAACCAUUUGUUGAUGACGGGAACUCAAUGAACACAGCCACGAUUCGCGAUGUCGUCGGGGCAAGUCCGUCCGGGGUCGCAGGGCCGCGCCGAGGCUGGCAGUCAGCAACCUCGGGGCGGACCUUAAGGAGGGCUCUUGGCGCAUUCGAAGAAUGGGAAACUGCCUCUGAAUUUUACCUCUCACCACUCGCCAUUCAGCUUUUGCCAAACUGAGCCCGUGAAGCCUUCUCCAGUAUGGGGCCGUCCAAACCAAGCAUGCAGGAGCUCUAUGCGAGCCCGGAGGACUGGGAGACUCAGCGGGAGACGAUCACCCGGUUGUACCUGCAUGAGAAACGGUCACUGCAGGAGGUUAUGGAAUACAUGGCAGUGAAUCAUUUCUUCUUUGCAACGGUCAAAAUGUACAGAACACGGAUUCGCAAAUGGGGAAUAGACAAGAACAACAAGGCUGCUGAGGUGGCCUACAUGCUCAGGCUCAAGAAACAGCGCGACGUCCUCGGCAAAAAGUCAUUCUUCUUCAUUCGGAAUCGGCCGGUCGACUGGGAAGAUAUUGAGCGAUACCUCUCUCGGACCCCUGACUUCUGGACCAAAUACGGCGGCGCUGCCCUAGAUGCAAGCAGGUGUGCACAGGAGAUCACCUGCAAGACGCCGCCUCCGGAGAGCCCGGGGCCGGUGCCCGCGUAUGUACCGACAAAGCUCGAUGCCGCUCAGGAACUCCGCGUCCACGAAGAAAUCUUACGCUUCUUCCGGAACUACAACGAAGGCGCCUUUGAGCGAGGCCUAUGGCAUCUCUCACCUGUCCACAAGCGUUAUUUUGGCCCCGGCGGCGCCGAGGCCAACGCCCGUCUCAACGCCUGGUACGACAAGGUGCGCAGCGUCUCCGACUGGCCCGGCCGGGACGCCGAUGCCGUCAGGCUAGUCAACUACCUUCUCGACGACCUCCCGCAAAUCAUCAGGGACCAUGACUUCACUGUCUUCCCGGCCCUUAUGCGCUGCUGCUUUUAUCUCUCGGCGCGAAGAGAGGCAUUGGGUCGGGCGGUGGUGCAGUUCGUAGCAAGGUUAUGCGACAUCAUCUUAGGAGAAAGGCACCCGAUGAGCUUGGCCUGGUCCCGCAUCAGGUCGCUUCCGUUACCCGAAUACUUGCUUGUUUUGCAAGGGACGGCCAAGGUCCGGCUCGAUCAUCUCGAGUCACGCCAGAGCGAUGGAUGCGAGGACGAGAGCACGGUCAACGCGCUGCGCGAAUAUCUGUUGGUGCUGCGGCUGCGGGGCUCCGCCGCAGUUGACGAGAUCGACCGUGUCACUUGCCGGGCGCUGGAGCGGGUAUGUCAGCCCCACCGGGACGGGCUGUCCGCAUCGCAGUGUCGCCUUCUGCUCGGCACGGCCAGCUCCUACAUCACUUGCCGCCGCUUCGCAGACGCACAGGAGAUCCUGGACCGGGUGGGCGCCCACCUCCCGACAUCUGCGGUCCAGACUUCCCAGUCGCAGCGCGUGCUCCCCACCUACCUCUUCCUCAUGGGCUUCCUGCGCUACGUCACGCGCAGGAUGGACGAGGCCAAGAACUACUUCCUGCAGACCUACUACGCCCUCGAGAAAGCACGGGGCCCGCACAGCUCCGCGGUCGCCGACAUCCUGCUGGCGUUCAUAGACUUCCCCGGGCUCUUGCAGGAUCCGGACGACGUCAAGCACUGGCGGCACAAGUACGAGCAGGUGCAGGCCGAGAUGCUGGCGAGGAUGGAUAAGGGUGCCAGGCAGACGCUGUCCGAGCCGAGCGAGCUGUGGGACGAACCGCUGGAUACCGAUGUGAACACGGGAACAUGGUGAAGGAUCGGCUGAAGGAAGGGGCUCCAGACGCUGCUACGGCCGGUGGUUCGACGACGGCCCCAACCGAGGCUGAGAGACUCCACGACUUCCAGCUUCCAGGUUCGUUCCAUGUAUCAGCUCAGUUCCACAUGGAGAUCUGGAUGCCAUCCCUUGACAAGCAUAGCACGAGAUGGAGACGGCCUUCUGUUUUCGGCCGCUGGGCGAGUUCAGUCAUCAUCAUCCGCCACUACG